Messenger RNA from Zootermopsis nevadensis, 2854 nucleotides. RefSeq names its product carbonic anhydrase beta (gene CAHbeta). Lineage: Eukaryota; Metazoa; Arthropoda; Insecta; Blattodea; Termopsidae. The record is from RefSeq and is a predicted model, not a curated record. Gene Ontology annotation, molecular function: zinc ion binding; carbonate dehydratase activity.
CACUUAACCUACACGGACUGGACAGAUGACUCCACAGUAGAGACAUGGAUAGAAUAUUACGUGGUAUCAUGAAAUACCGACAAACGGAUCGAAAAAAAAUGGUUGAACAAUUUGAAGUAGUACGGAAUCGACCAGAGCCAAAAGCUGUGUUCUUUACUUGUAUGGACAGUAGAAUGAUUCCAACUCGUUUCACAGAGACUAAUGUUGGUGAUAUGUUUGUUGUUCGUAAUGCUGGCAAUUUAAUUCCUCAUUCACAGCAUUUCCUAGAUGAAGCAACUACAAAUGAACCAGCAGCAUUAGAGCUAGGAUGUAUUAUAAAUGAUAUCAGACAUAUAAUAGUGUGUGGACACUCAGAUUGUAAGGCUAUGAAUCUACUCCAUUCCUUGCAGUGUCAGGAGUUCUCAUCACAGAAAAACCGUCGCAUUUCACCCUUACGAGCCUGGCUGAGUGCUCACGCAUAUUCUUCCUUGACAAAAUUUCAGCAACUUGAAGUUUCAGGCUAUCAUAAACCACUCAUCUUUCAAGCAGAGACUCCAAUGAGAAAAUUUGUAGCCUAUAUAGAUCCUGAGGAUAAGUUUUCUGUUACAGAUAAACUUUCACAGGUAAACUGUCUUCAGCAGCUCCAGAACAUUGCCAGUUACGGAUUCCUCAAGAGACGACUCGAGAGACAUGAGCUUCAUAUACAUGCUCUGUGGUUUGACAUCUACACUGGUGAUAUAUACUAUUUCAGCAGACAAAACAAACGAUUUGUUGAUAUCAACGAAGUUACAUUCAAUAUGUUAGAAAAAGAAGUUCUUAAAUAUUAUUCAUGAUUUUGAUAUCACAACUUCAGUAAUAUUUGAAUAAUGACCAAUACUUCCCCAUUCCAUGCACUAAACCCCCCCACCCCACCCCCCUAAAUUAAAAACUGCAAUGUGAGUCCAUUCUUUAUUCGAUUUUGGUUAUCUUCUAAAUGCAAUAUGAAAGGAAGCAGAAUAAACUACUUUUGUUGUUAGUACAGUAUAAUUGAAGACAUUUUGAAGUUAUAGAAUUUCUUUCUCUUCAUUUGAAUAGUUUGGUUAAAGAAUGGUAACAUAAGGAAUAAUAGUAAUGCAUGCAUAUCUUAAUUCUUAAAUUGUAAAUCUGAUAUUGCCUCACAAUAUUGUAAAACUUUCCAGAGGCUAUUAACGCUGAAUCUGGACUUUUUCCAUCAGUGUUACAGAAAAAUCAGGAGGAGUCCUUUAAAAAUGAGCUGCAGGAAAAACCCAUUGUGUAUGUGACAAGCUCCAUUUCAAGCUUUUACAUUUUCUGACGUUUGUAAAACAGGUGACACUGGUAAUUUCUUAAGCUGAAGAUGGCUGUCUUCUGGAAGACAGAAGACAGCCAUCUUUAUAUGGGACCAAACUAUUGAUAAGGAGAAGAGGGGGCCAACCUUACAUCAUGAAUUCUUUCCGUUUUCUGCUCAAAGCCAUUAUUAAUGUAGAUAUUGACAUUCUUGCCUUUUUGUACCUUUCACGUCACAUAUUUUCACUUGCCAGUGCUGUAUUUAUAGGGGCAUAACAAAUCUUAUUUUAUGAUCCACUUUUUUUUGUACGUCUGCUUUCUUGUAGAUAGUGUACAUUUUUAUCAUCAUCAUCCAUCAUCAAUUUUGCACCUCUUGUCUUCAGAAGGGUACAUUUUCUCACAUAGGAGAAUAAGUCUACCUCAAAUCUGUUAACGCUAUGAUGAUUUAUUAUUUUUGUCAGCCAUUGAUGUGAAAUUGGUGUGGGCAUACCAAAUUAAGGAUCAGUGAGAAUCAGAAUUCCAGUUUUUGAUUAUGGAUAUAAAUUUUAGAUACUGAGACCAAUAUCAUUUCAUACUUUUAAAUUUCUUUAGAUUUGUGAUGUUUCACAACAAAAGAAGCAGAAAACUGUAAGAAUUGAGAUGACAGAAUAUUUUUAUACAUAUUUACAAUUUCCUACUUGUAUUUGAAUCUUUUUACAUUUUUUUAUUUUGGUCUUUACACCUUUACUGCUUAACGUAACAGAGAAUAAAAAGUGUGUUCCUUCUUGUAUGUUCUGUCUUAAUGGAUAAAGAUUACACAAAUUGUUUUUGUUUUGGAAUUUACAGUCCUGUCCAUUGGGUUCUGUGAAAAGUAAAGCUUUUAAUGAAAUUAGCCUGAAAGAUGAACCUUUGUAUGAGAACCAUUUGGACUGGACGAUCUACCAGUAAAUGUGAUUAUUUGCAGAAAGUUUUUGCUAGGUUCUUUUACGAGAUGUAAUAAGUACAGAUUGAUAUUUUGUAAUUUCAGUAACUGGAUGAUAUUUCCAGAAGUACUGAGAUGUUAUACAAUUAAAUUACAAAUAUAUUUUUAUUAUAAAUAUAUUUUUGUACAUAGCGCUAAAAAGAAUUAAAAUCGGUUUUUGUUAGUUUGAACUAAACAAUGUAUAUUUUAAAGGAUGUUAUAUAGUAGACAGAAGAGUAUUACUUGAGAGAGAAUAGUAAUCUUGUACAUUAUUAAUUGCUUACUACUGAAAGUUUGCAUAUUGUGUAAGAAACUCUUUAAGAUAUUGUAGAUGCGUCAUAUUGUGAUUUAUAAUAUAAAAAAUAUAUAUUAAAAUUAUCCGUCAAUCACAAUAUAAUAUAAUUAAAAGAUUAAAAUAUCAUUUUACGUUCCCUAUCGAGUACUCGAUUUACAUGUGGAACAUACACGACAUGUUUCGGCUCUAUAUAGCCAUCAUCUGGUGUUAUGUAUAUAAACUCUUCACUGGAAACAAUGUGGACAAGAACAUCAUAAGAAAAAUGAAAAAUAAAUAGCGAAUGAAGAAACAAUGUGGAGGACAAGAACAUCAUAAGAAAAAUGAAAAAUAAAAAUCAUUAAUAAAUCAGUAAAAAA